Messenger RNA from Gadus morhua (Atlantic cod), 2155 nucleotides. RefSeq names its product KH homology domain-containing protein 4. The transcript has 14 exons. The record is from RefSeq and is a predicted model, not a curated record. Gene Ontology annotation, molecular function: RNA binding. NCBI's taxonomy places the organism in Eukaryota, Metazoa, Chordata, Actinopteri, Gadiformes, Gadidae. Gene Ontology annotation, cellular component: nucleus. Bases 126 to 1835 code for a protein of 569 amino acids.
ACAAGCCGUCAAGCAAUAAACUGUCGUUGAUGUCCGCCGGUGUUGGCGAGUUGGCGGUUGAUGUUGAAUAACGUAACUGGUUUCGGUAGUUCGUUUUAAAUUCUGCUUUUCGGAUAGCUUCCAUCAUGUCCUGGAUGACUGGACAAACACCGUGUUUAACAAGCCGAUGGGAUCAGCCCGCUCCACCCAAACAGAAUGUUGAUGUACGGCCCCAGACACCUGUUGGAAACAGCGCACCUCAAUCAGCCGCCUACACUGACCCUACCAGACGACCGUCCAAGUCGGCACAUGAAGGGGACACGACGGUAACCCCUGGAGGAGUGGAGAUGGCUGCAGCCAUGGCAGCCAAAAUCAAUGCCAUGUUGAUGGCAAAGGGAAAGCUGUUGACUCCCCCACCAUUGCUUGCAAAGACCCCAAUCAGUGUAUCGGUGCCUACAAGCAUAGAAGAGACGGUGGUUACAGAGGUGGACAUAAAUGAUGUACCUAUAAACUGCAGGGACCUCCUCACGAAAGGAAAAACCCAGGAAGAGAUCCGCCUCAUCAGUGGAGCGGUAGUGUCCACAAAAGGCCGCUACAUGAGCGAUGCCUUCAGAGGGAAAGGAGCAGAAAGGCCUUUGUAUUUGCACGUCCAGGGGAAGAACCAGGAGCAGGUCAAUAAGGCGGUGUUGAGAAUAAAGGAGAUCAUCUCUGAAGACGUGCUGCGGUCGGCCUUGUCCGGUGGGAGGCAGGUCCCCGUGUUCCCCCCUCUGACCCUGUACCCCCAGCCCCCCCGGGCUGCCGGCCCCCCAGCCAUGCCGCGCCUCUCCAACCCGGCCUCGGCUCAGGGACACCGCCCCGCAGCGCCGCAUUCAGGGAGUUUCGUACACACAAAGAUCUUUGUGGGUCUGGACCAAGCGUUACCUUCUUUCAAUGUGAACGACAAGGUGGAGGGGCCAGGGGGCACGUACCUGGGUCACAUUCAGACGGAGACCGGAGCUCGGGUCUUUCUCCGGGGGAAGACUUCCGGCUACAUCGAACAAGCGUCCAAGCGAGAGUCCUUCGAACCACUUUAUGUUUACAUCAGCCACCCGAAUUCGACUGGAUUGGAAGCGGCAAAAAAACUGACUGAGAGUCUGCUGGAAACUGUGAGAGCGGAGCACUCCUGCAUGGUGUCCAACUACACAGCCACUGGCUCCACCCAACCAUACGCAGCACAAGGAUUUCCACCUAAUAGCAAUUACUCUAGCCAGGGGUCCUGGUAUAGCUACCCAGCGAAUGGGUAUGCUGGCGGCUACACAGCGUACCCAGGAGCCGCUGGUUAUUGGAGUAAUUCAAAUGGUCCCCCAAGUCAUUCUAACCUGUCGACAAACCCUCAAUCUUCUCAGGCUAUGGUUCAGUAUCCAGUGUGUCCUAGGAAACCACACCCCUAUCUGGUCCAGGACCGCGUGAGCAGUGACAUCAGGGAGCCAGAGGGCUUCACAGGCAGCCCCCCCACCCCUGGGAGCCCCAAGCGCCACUUCCAAGAGGAGAGCCAGGUUGGAGAGCCUACCGGCGGCCCCGCAGAUGCCCCUGCCCAUUUGGAGCCUCCCCCCCCUGCCUCCAACGAUGGGGAGGAGAUGGGAGCGGAGAGGGUUCUGAUGCCGCCCCCGCCACCCCUGUUUGCCGCUCCCUUGCCCAUCGCCCGCAAGAGGCCGAGGGAGGUGCCCGCCCGCCCCGCUCCGCCCAGCGCACCGCCCGUAGGUGUUGCUGAGCAGUGUGUGAAGAAGUGUCGGGUGGUUGAGGAUUCAUCCGGGCUAGUGCCCUACGGAGGAGACUCCUCCGAUGAGGAAGAGGAGAGGACACACAGCAGUUCAUAAGCCCCUGUCCCCAUAGAACAGGAAGACUACGAGUUGAGACCAGAGCCUCUGAUCUACUGCAGCUCAGCCCUCCUAAGAGGUGACAGGAAAUCAAGAGACCCCUGAGGGAAACGCCUUCAUUACGACUUCCAGAUUUUGAAGAUCGCAUUUUUUUUUUAAUUUUCACAAACAUUGUCGUCCAAGAAGUCAAUAGUUGCUGAUGAUGAGCUAUACAUAUUGUACGAUUCAGUAGAACUUUUUUCAUAUCUUGGAAAAUGAAAUGCCUGUUCCCAUGGAAUACUGUAAUAAUAAAGGAAGAAAAAAGGUCUGUAAUAAUCAAA